Messenger RNA from Zeugodacus cucurbitae (melon fly), 1146 nucleotides. RefSeq names its product kelch-like protein diablo. Lineage: Eukaryota; Metazoa; Arthropoda; Insecta; Diptera; Tephritidae. The record is from RefSeq and is a predicted model, not a curated record. Gene Ontology annotation, molecular function: protein binding. The coding region runs from base 168 to 1058 and encodes 296 amino acids. The transcript has 6 exons.
GCAAAUGGAAAUGAUACGGCGAGUGCUUUACCUCAGCCAUAUUUUGGAAAUACAUUUGGUUUCACUUCAGUAUCUCGCGAGUAGUAAACGAAAUCGGUUGAUUCAUAGAAGUGUGACGUUUUUGUUUUCAAUAUCUGAUUGAAUCGCACUAAAAAAUCCCGUAAACGAUGGAGAAUGAAGAGCAAAAAACACUAUUGGCUGUCCCAACUAGAAUAUAUAAAGUUGGUUCAAUUUUAAGCUUCAAUAAAGCCCUUCAAGAAUGGCAAAAAUUUGCAGAGAUCAAAGAACAAGAAACCAUUGAUUAUAAAGUGGUGUUUGUGGGAAAUCUUCUCAUAUUUGUUGGCGGUUGGUACGACAGUACAGAUGCCGGAAGUGAUGAAGUUUACUGCUAUAAUUUGGAAACAAAGGAAUGGUCAGAUAUGCCAAGGCUACUGGAUUCGCGCGAAGGUCUGUGUAUGACGCAGUUAGAUAAUGUAAUAUAUGCCAUUGGUGGAGUUUCUGAUAGAUAUGAAAAGCUAAAGUCAGUUGAGCGAUACAACCCCUCUAUUGACGAAUGGGAGAGAGUAGCUAAUAUGCGGACUCGCCGUGUAGGGGCAGCUGCAGUCGCAUUGAAUGGAAAAAUCUAUGUAAUAGGAGGUUCUUCUCAAAACUAUCUAAAUUCUAUGGAAUGUUACGACCCACAAACAAAUGAGUGGCAACAAUGUGCGAAUAUGACUGAAAUUCGUCAAUGGUGUGGUGCGGCUGUGCAUAAGGGUUACAUAUAUGUUUUGGGUGGUAUGAAUAUUAAGUAUCUUGACACCGUUGAACGUUAUGAUCCUGUAUACGAUGUAUGGACCAAGAUUAGCUCUUUAAGUGUAGCCAGAAGAAGUAUUUGCAGUUUUUCGCUUGAUAAUCAAUUAUGGGCCAUUGGUGGUCAGAAUGACGGCGAAAGCAAUGUUGUGGAGUUAUAUGACGAAGAAAAUGACAAAUGGAUCGAACAAAAAGCGCUGCCAGUCGGUGGUGUAUAUGAUCAUCUUUGGGUACCGACAAAUUUAGCAAAUCAGCUGACGAGUAUUUGACGGUUGUUUCUGUGUACAUAAAAUGUUAAUAAUUGUGUAAAUUUUGUAAUAUUUGAAUAAAUAAAUGUGACCUAAUAUUCAACUCAAA